UUUCUUAUCAUGUUUUCAUCGUUAUCCUCUCCAACCCACCUUGUUUUCUAUUUUUUUUUUUAAUGAAAAAAAAUUAAAACUUCCUUGUAAAAUGAAAAGAAGAAUCCUGAUGGAAUAUCAUUGGAUGGCUUUACGGAUGGUUAAAGGUGGUAAAAAAGAGUAAAUUUUAUAGUAUGAACGCACGGAUGGAUGUAAAAAGAAAAAGAUAAUGGUUUUAGAAUUACCCAAAUUAAGAACACGAAAAACACAUGGUCUAUUAUGAUCAAAUCAGCAACACAUUUGCAUCUUCAACGUGCAUAUAUCACGCGGGGACAAGAAAUCUAUCGCCUCAUGUCAUAUAGAUAAUUGGAUUGUCGUGAAAUUCAAGAGGAUGGGACUGAAGACAGGAAAGCCUGGGUUUCAUCGUCUUAUCUGUGCGAAUGACUGUGACCUUUACUUAUUUAAAUAAUUGGGAAGAGUAUUUUUCUGGAACAGAGACAACGCUUUAGGAAAAUUAGCACUGCCCAAAUCCUAAUAAUUGGCAAGACUAUUUUCCUUGUUCACUUCAAAUAGAAAGCACGGAGGAAAAAAAGAUAACGAAAAAUGGAGCUUAAACCUGGCUUAUCAGCUCUGGUCACUGGCGGUGCUUCCGGGAUUGGUAAAGCUUUGAGCUUAGCUCUGGCAGGGAAAGGGAUAUUUGUGACAAUUGUAGAUUUCUCUGAAGAGAAAGGGAAGGAAGUUGCACGUCUGGUUGAGAAAGAGAAUUCCAAAUUCCAUGUGAAGUUAGGGUUUCCUUCUGCUAUUUUUGUGAAAUGUGACGUUACUAACCCAAGAGAUAUAACUUUAGCAUUUGAGAAGCAUGUGGAAACAUAUGGAGGAUUGGAUAUUUGUAUUAACAGCGCCGGCAUCACUAAUCCAGUACCAUUCUAUAAGGAUCAAACUGAUGGCACUAAGACAUGGAGACGUACAGUUAAUGUCAACCUCAUUGCAGUUAUUGAUUGCACUCGUCUCGCGAUUAAAGCUAUGCAAGCUCUGCAAAAGCCAGGGGUGAUAAUCAAUAUGGGAUCCUCUGCAGGUCUUCACCCAUUUUACGAGGACCCUAUCUACUCUGGUUCAAAAGGUGGUGUUGUCAUGUUUUCUAGAGCACUGGCUCCCUACAAACGUCAAGGAAUACGUGUCAAUGUUCUUUGCCCUGAGUUUAUUCAAACAGAGAUGGUAGAAAAAGUGAGCCCCUUAUUGAUUUCUCUAGCGGGAGGCUUUGUGCCAAUGGAAAUGGUGGUGAAAGGUGCUUUCGAGCUUAUCAUGGACGAGAGCAGAGCUGGUUCUUGCCUAUGCAUUACAAACCGCAGAGGCAUAGAGUAUUGGCCCAGUCCAACUGAAGAAGCAAAAUACAUGAUUCAUUCUUCCUCAAGUUCCACAAAGAAAAUCUCAUUCCAAGCUCUUUUAAGCUCCCAACUUCCUCAGAGUUUUGAGAAAGUUGUUGUGCAUACUUUGAGUCACCAUUUUCGAGAUGCUACCCGUAUAGUACGUGUACCAUUGAAACUACCUAUUGAACCAGACCAUGUUCUUCUGAAAAUCAUUUAUGCUGGUGUAAAUGCAAGUGAUGUGAACUUUAGCUCAGGUCGUUAUUUCCAAGGAAACAAGAAAGACCUUGGUUCCCUUCUUCCAUUUGAUGCUGGAUUUGAGGCAGUGGGAAUAAUUGCCGCCAUUGGAGAUUCUGUAAGCAGUUUGAAAGUCGGAACUCCUGCUGCAGUCAUGACUUUUGGAGGUUAUGCUGAAUUUAUAACGGUCCCUUCAAAGCACAUACUUCCCAUUGGAAGACCUGAUCCAGAAGUUGUUGCUAUGCUUACUUCAGGACUAACAGCAUCAAUCGCUUUGGAAAAGGUUGGUCAGAUGGAAUCUGGAAAAAUUGUCCUCGUAACUGCUGCUGCUGGAGGGACCGGACAAUUUGCCGUCCAGCUUGCAAAACAGGCAGGAAAUAAAGUUGUUGCAACUUGCGGGGGAAAAGAAAAGGCAAGGCUUUUGAAAGAAUUGGGGGUUGAUCGAGUCAUAGACUAUAAAAUUGAAGAUGUCAAAACUGUUCUUGAGAAGGAGUUUCCUAAAGGAGUUGACAUCAUCUACGAAUCUGUUGGUGGGAACAUGUUUGAUUUGUGCUUUAAUGCUUUGGCUAUCCAUGGACGACUCAUUGUGAUAGGAAUGAUCUCUCAGUAUCAAGGGGAGCAUGGAUGGAAGCCAUCAAAUUACGCUGGACUUGUUGAAAAGCUUUUGUCCAAAAGCCAAACUGUGGCUGGCUUUUUCCUGAUACAAUAUAACCAUUUAUGGAAAGAACACCUGGAUAAACUAUUUGAUCUUUACUCUUCCGGAAAGCUUAAGGUUGCAAUAGACCCAAAAAGAUUUUUGGGCUUGCAUUCUGUUGCAGAUGCUGUUGAGCAUCUGCAUUCGGGUAAAAGUACCGGCAAGGUGGUCGUCUGCAUCGAUCCAACCUUUGAACAGCAAAUGGCUAAGUUAUAAUGUGAAGAUAAUGAAAUCAUCCUUCAUUCCUUCCAGAUAAAGUCCUACGUUCUUUGCAUCUCAUACCAAUAUAAACAUUCUACUGAGAUAGCAGAAUUAUGUUCCAACAAAAUGGUCACUUGGUUUGGAAUGGAGGAAAUAUUGUGUAUCUAACCUAAAUGACAUUCACUUCUCUUUUUUGGUAUUUUAUCAGACAAAUUCUGUGGAUAACUAUACACGUCCUUGAAUUAUGUGUAGUACUACAGAAAAUGUAUUUGAUAUCACUGUUAAAUCCCAUACGAAUCACUUGUGCAUGGAAUGACAGAUGCC
Messenger RNA from Durio zibethinus, 2799 nucleotides. RefSeq lists its product as uncharacterized. Gene Ontology annotation, molecular function: oxidoreductase activity; zinc ion binding. NCBI's taxonomy places the organism in Eukaryota, Viridiplantae, Streptophyta, Magnoliopsida, Malvales, Malvaceae. The record is from RefSeq and is a predicted model, not a curated record. Gene Ontology annotation, cellular component: mitochondrion.